Molecule: messenger RNA, 4784 nt
Organism: Dama dama (fallow deer)
Lineage: Eukaryota; Metazoa; Chordata; Mammalia; Artiodactyla; Cervidae
Gene: BBS9
Product: Bardet-Biedl syndrome 9
Exons: 23
Coding region: 771-3422 (883 amino acids)
Biological process (GO): cilium assembly
Cellular component (GO): BBSome; membrane
Source: RefSeq, a predicted model, not a curated record
GCUUGGGGGGCGUGGCUUCGUCCGCGCCAGAGGCGGGAGGCGGAUUUCCUCAGAACCCGCGUCCAAGUCUGUCUGAGAACAGAAAACGGGAAUCGAAUUAAUUCUGUUUCACCGCUAACGAGGAGUAGGCAAUGGUUCGCUCCAGCUCCGCCCAGUAGAAAUUUGAUUCCAACAAUCAGGAAAAAGUCUCCGUCUUCCGCGCUCCGGAGGCACUCAGGACUACAACCCCCAGAAGGCAUUGGGACUCAGCGAUCUGACUUGCGCAGAAGCGUUCGUUGUAAAAUGCUAUGACAACAGGGCGAAGAUGGCUUGGAGUUAGGCUUGAAUCGGGAGGUGUCCCUUCCGCCGCUGCGGUCCUUUUUCUGCUACAUCCCACUCACUGCCUCCUUCAUCAUUUCCUCCUCUUUGUGAGCAGCAUUACUUUCCUCUGUUCUCUCCUGCCUGAUCUCUGCCACGGGACUGAUGCCGUUUUUCCUGCUCGUCUCUGAGGGUGACAGAGAGAGGAUGCGGGAGAGCUACUUGAUGGGAUCACUCCAACUCCGUGGAACUGGUGGUGCUACCUGGUGAGACGCUCUCUUUGCCUGGGUCGUGGGACAAGUUGGAUCAGGAGAACGAGAAGGAGUAGUAAGGAUUGCUUUUCUCUGCGACGUCCGAUAUUGCUCGUCGUUCCAGCCCUGGGACCCUGGCAGACAUUCUUAAAGGGAAAUCUGUAGAGACCGCGAAGGACGGUGGGGCAGGACCCACCUGAUUCAGCAUCAGAGUGAACGAAAAUGUCUUUAUUUAAAGCCCGGGAUUGGUGGUCUACUGUUCUGGGAGAUAAAGAAGAAUUUGAUCAAGGCUGUUUGUGUUUGGCUGAUGUUGACAAUACUGGAAAUGGACAAGAUAAAAUAAUUGUGGGCAGCUUUAUGGGAUACCUAAGAAUCUUUAAUCCUCAUCCUGUAAAAACAGGAGAUGGAGCUCAAGCUGAGGAUUUGCUUCUAGAAGUGGAUCUACGAGAUCCAAUAUUGCAAGUGGAAGUAGGAAAGUUUGUUUCAGGUACUGAGAUGCUUCAUUUGGCUGUGUUGCAUUCAAGAAAACUGUGUGUCUACUCUGUCUCAGGAACCUUGGGUAAUGUGGAACACGGGAACCAGUAUCAGAUCAAAUUGAUGUAUGAACAUAAUCUUCAGAGAACAGCCUGCAAUAUGACUUAUGGAUCAUUUGGUGGUGUGAAAGGUCGUGAUUUAAUUUGUAUCCAGUCUAUGGAUGGGAUGCUGAUGGUGUUUGAGCAGGAAAGCUAUGCUUUUGGGAGGUUUCUCCCUGGUUCUCUUUUACCCGGCCCGCUUGCUUACAGUUCCCGUACAGAUUCCUUCAUUACUGUUUCUUCCUGCCGUCAAGUGGAAAGUUACAAAUACCAAGUACUUGCUUUUGCAACGGAUGCAGAUAAAAGACAAGAGACUGAACAACAAAAACAUGGGUCUGGAAAAAGACUAAUUGUAGAUUGGACUCUAAAUAUUGGAGAACAAGCCCUUGAUAUAUGUAUUGUGUCUUUCAAUCAGUCAGCAUCUUCUGUUUUUGUUCUUGGUGAGAGAAACUUUUUUUGCCUUAAGGAUAAUGGACAAAUUCGAUUUAUGAAGAAACUUGAUUAUAGCCCAAGUUGUUUUCUCCCAUAUUGCUCAGUUUCUGAAGGAACAAUAAAUACUUUGAUUGGAAACCAUAAUAAUAUGUUGCAUAUUUAUCAAGAUGUGACACUGAAAUGGGCCACUCAACUUCCCCAUGUUCCUGUAGCAGUAAGAGUGGGCUGUUUACAUGAUUUAAAGGGAGUGAUAGUCACUCUGAGUGAUGAAGGUCACUUGCAGUGUUCAUACCUGGGGACAGAUCCUUCUUUGUUCCAAGCUCCAAAAGUUGAAUCUAGAGAACUAAACUAUGAUGAACUUGAUAAGGAGUUGAAAGAACUUCAGAAAGUCAUCAAAAAUGUUAACAAAUCACAAGGUGUUUGGCCCCUGACUGAGAGAGAAGAUGACCUGAAAGUCUCUGCCAUGGUUUCUCCUAACUUUGAUUCAGUAUCUCAAGCUACUGAUGCUGAAGUGGGAGCUGACCUUGUCCCUUCAGUCACAGUGAAGGUCACACUGCAGAAUCGAGUGGCACUGCAGAAGGUCAAAUUAUCAAUCUAUGUGCAACCACCUUUAGUACUAACUGAUGAUCAGUUCACCUUUGAAUCUAUGGCACCAGAUAUGACUAGAACUGUAGGCUUUUCCAUUUAUCUGAAAGGAAGUUAUUUACCACCUGAAUUGGAAGGAAAUGCUGUUGUUUCUUAUUCCAGACCAACAGAGAGAAAUCCUGAUGGCAUUCCUCGAGUUAGCCAAUGUAAGUUUAGACUUCCUCUGAAAUUAGUCUGCUUACCAGGCCAGCCUUCAAAAACUGCAAGCCACAAGCUAACUAUUGAUACCAACAAAUCUCCAGUCAGUCUUCUCAGUCUCUUUCCAGGCUUUGCCAAGCAGUUAGAAGAUGAUCAGGUGAAUGUAAUGGGUUUUCACUUCUUAGGAGGGUCCCAAGUUACACUUCUUGCUUCCAAAACCUCUCAACGAUACCGCAUUCAGAGUGAACAAUUUGAGGAUCUUUGGCUUAUAACAAAUGAGCUUAUCAUCCGCCUUCAAGAAUAUUUUGAAAAACAGGGAAUCAAAGAUUUCACAUGUUCUUUUUCUGGACCUGUGCCCCUUCAAGAAUAUUUUGAGUUGAUUGAUCAUCAUUUUGAGUUGCGGAUAAAUGGUGAAAAAUUAGAAGAACUCUUAUCUGAAAGAGCUGUACAAUUUCGGGCCAUUCAACGUCGGCUGUUAACAAGGUUCAAAGAUAAAACACCUGCGCCCCUCCAACACCUGGACACCUUGCUGGAUGGAACUUACAAGCAGGUAAUCGCUCUAGCAGAUGCAGUAGAGGAAAACCAAGACAAUCUGUUCCAGUCAUUCACCAGGCUGAAAAGUGCCACCCAUUUGGUGAUUCUGCUGAUCGGGCUGUGGCAGAAGCUCAGUGCGGACCAGAUUGCUAUUCUGGAAGCGGCAUUUCUGCCACUGCAGCAGGACACUCAGGAAUUGGGCUGGGAAGAAACCGUGGAUGCUGCUCUUUCUCACCUCUUAAAGACCUGCCUAUCGAAGAGUUCCAAGGAACAGGCUUUGAACUUCAGCAGCCAGCUGGACAUACCCAAAGACACAAGCCGAUUGAAGAAGCACAUCACCUUGCUGUGCGAUCGAUUAGCCAAAGGUGGGCGUCUCUGCCUGAGUACUGAUGCAGCGGCUCCGCAGACCAUGGUCAUGCCAGGUGGCUGUGCUCCAAUCCCAGAAUCAGACCUAGAGGAAAGAUCAAUAGAACAAGACUCCUCUGAACUGUUUACCAACCACAAACACCUCAUGAUGGAGACUCCUGUGCCUGGAGAUGCAACAGAAGAUUGAAUAGUUUUUGUUGUGAAGUGUGUGAGUGGACAACUUCUAGCCUUUGGGCCAGAAUCAACCAUUAGGUUAAUGUUUUCAGCCUGUGGGGACCAGUAAAAGAUGUUCAUGGCUCUGUGUAAGCCUAAAGAUGAAAAACCACAACUCUUCCGAUCAUCUUUAACAGCUUCAAUGAAGAAAGGUUAGAUGAGAAGCAUAUUACUUCUUUAAAGAGUGUUUCUGAGUUACGUUUUUGGGUUUUUUUUUGGAUAUUUUAUUCCCAUGGACAUUUUUUCCAUGGAGUGCAUAUGUCCAUUAGCUCAUCUCUGUUUUUCUUUCCUUUCUUGUGAGUCAUGCCCCAUUUGUAGUGUCCUAUCUGCCUUUCUUUAACUCAGUUUCUUUCUCUCGUUUCCUUGUUCAUCAGCCUUAAUCAGUCUUCCCCUUCCUCUGUGCCCCCCAAUUCUUCCAUUCACAUUUGAAUCUCUCCCUUUAUUUCCUGUGAUAUUUUAAGACUGAAGAAUAUUGUUUGAUUUGUAAAGGUUACUUUAAAUAUACAUGAGUGCAAUGAUUUCUAUCUCUUUCAUAUUUCUCCUCCAUUGUUUUCCUUUUAUUUAUGGCUGCCACUGUUGCUCUAUUCCAUAAGGGAGUGACUACCAAUGUAAAUUCAAAAGACUCCCUAUCUGUGAUUGGGGAGUUUAAGGUGACUUUUGUUGCUACAAUUACAUGUUAUACUGAGAGUUUUUAUGUUCAGAAGUAUAUUUGUAAGAUAUUUACCUAGAAAUCGUUAUCAGUAUCUUAAGCCUAUUAACAAAAUAACUGGACCAAAUAAUUUUAUUUUUUUAUUUAGAUCACUUUAAUACAGAACUCUAUAAGCAUAUGUUAUAUAAAUAUUUUUAAAUAUAUAUAAUGUAUUACUAUUUGCAUUUUACUGGCUGCCAAAAGGAAAGAAGUUACUAAUUAAACUUAAAAACAUUAAAGCAUAGUUGGCUUACAAUACUUUGUUAGUUUCAGGUAUAUAGCCUAGUGAUUUGGGUUUUUUGCUGAUUAAUUCCAUUUUAGGUUCUUACAAGAUAUUAGGUAUAUAUUCCCCUGUGUUAUAAAUCCUUGUUGCUUAUCUAUUUUAUGUUUAAUAGUUUAUAUCUGUUAAUUCCAUAUUCCUCAUUUGUUCCCCCUUCCCCUUUGGUAACUGAAAAUUUGUCUUCUAUGCCUGUGAGUAUGUUUCUGCUUUCUAUAUAGAUACAUUUGUAUUAUUUUUUUUAGAUUCCACAUGUAAGUGAUAUUAAUAUUUGUCUUUCUCUGUCUGACUUAUUUCACUGAGCAUUAUAUUCUAAGAUGUUCAUCCUUAAUUAACCUUUUAAAUAUUAUCAAAUUUAAAAUAUAAGUUCU